Messenger RNA from Cuscuta epithymum, 2167 nucleotides. The record is from the annotation of a GenBank genome assembly. Lineage: Eukaryota; Viridiplantae; Streptophyta; Magnoliopsida; Solanales; Convolvulaceae.
GUACAAAGUAAUUAAGUCUAAGACAUAAUUUUGCAAAGUAAUGUCAGAAAAUAAAGCAUAAUAAUGAUAGAAUGAGGUGAAGUUAACAUCAUCAUCAUCUUUAUAUGAUGAUCAAAUAACACUCAAGUUAAACUCAUCAUUUUCACCUAGAUGGCGGAUGACAUUUGAGAAUGUUAUGCGACUACUACACUUAUUAUUGUUUAUGUGUAAAAGUUUAUACUAAAAAAUGUCAGGUUUAGAAAAACAUUAAUUUUGAUAUGCUUGUUUGGAAAAGAACAUCAUAAAUCUAAUAUGUAGUAGUAUUUAGGUUUUUGCUAGCUUUAGUCAUCCUGCAAUUAAAUUUAGUAUUUAACAAUUGUAUAUUUGUAUUGUAACAAUACAAAAACACGGGGUCACAGGGAUGAUGUUUUCUUUUUUGCUUUUAAACUAUUGUUGAUUUUCUAUUCAUUUGAUGUAUUCAUUCAAGUGAUCAAAUGAUGUUUCUAUUUUUUAUAAAAUACGGGAAAAAUACGUUUUAUACGAGAAGUGAAAGUUUUUUUCCUUUUUAAACGGACCGACAUUAUUUUUCGUUUUAAACGCGUUUUUUUGUUCAAAAAAACGGUACAUAUUUAAAACGCAAAAAAUCUAACUAGGGUGCAAUUCACUCUUCCAUUAAGGGCUGGUUUGCAACAGCUUUAAAAAAAGCAUUUCUCAGCUUUUGAUUUUAAAAAGCACUUAUUUACCAAACACUACCAAUUUUUUACUUUUCUCGGCUUUCGUGUCAAAAGUGUUUUUCCCCUUUUUAUGCACCAAAAGCACUUAUAUUACUAAACACUACCAACUUUUAGUUUUCAAAAUAAUUUUUUUUUCAAGCACUCCCUAAAGAUGCUCUAAAUGGCCAAGGCAUUUCAACCCAUUUGAUUGGAGGGGCUUGCUAUUUUCUUACACCCCUUAAUUUGACUGAACGGCGGUUCCCAUUAGUAUGGGUGGACAGGAAUAGCACUCACACGGUCAAACAUGCAUAUCCAUAUAUAUUGCGUGUACGUAUUAUAUUCAAGUAAUUUUAACUGGAUUUUUUUUCAAGUAAUUUAAACUGGAUCUGCCCUUGCGAAAUGACACCUUUUUCUCAUACGGGAUCGGAUCAGGAUGUAGAUUCAUUGGACGCGCUCGAUCUUGCGGAAUCUGUUUAUGCCGAGGCUCAAUCGUUUCUGGAGUCACUACGUACCCCAGAGACUUUCCAGCUGCUGCGGCGCGAAAUCUAAUGCCCUAAAAUGCGAAAUGGAUUUCCUUAAAGGACCUUUGCAUUCUGCAAAAGAAAUCCUUGACAUACUGAAUUCAUACCCUUUGGAUGUUUUGGCUGAUCCGAGUAAUGAAACUGCCAUAAUGGAGUCUCUGUCUUCUCUAUCCGCCCACCUUUAUUUGUUCAGCGAUGAACGGGGCAAAGAAAUUUUGAACCUGAAAGCUACUUUUCCAGAGAUGAUUCAGGAAUGGAGAGUUUCAGUUCAAGGCAAGGGAAGAAGAAACGAGCAUCCCUGGUCUAGUUUUGAAAAGACCCGAAAUUUGCUUGAAGGGUUGGUGAAAAAGGGGGAAGGUAUCACACCUUGAAUUUUGGUGUGAGGCCUUGUAUUAAUAUUUAUAGUAAAGUCUUUACAUUUACAAGGAAAGAAAUAAAUGAAUAAAUAUAGAUAUUUCUAUAUAUACAAAUGAUAUGAUACGUAGCUAUAAUUAUGUAUUAACUAGCUAUAAUAUUCUUUCCUUAACACCCCCCGUAAGCUGAGCGUGGGAUGACAUGCAACACGAAGCUUAGUACGAAUGAACUCAAAUUGAGGUCGGGAUAGCCCUUUAGUAAAGAUAUCAGCUAAUUGCAAAUCGGAGGGGACAAAUUGAAUCUUGAGCUUGCCAGAAGAUACCAGUUCACGAAUGAAGUGACAAUCAAUAUCAAUGUGCUUGGCACGUUUGUGAGCAACAGGAUUCUGUGAAAGAAAAAUUGCACUUUUGUUGUCACAAAGAAGAAGAGGAGGAUCAACCAAAGGAACACACAGAUCGCGAAGCAAAUAAGUUAGCCAAACAAUCUCAGAGGCGGUAUUAGCUAAAGCUCAGUACUCAGAUUCGCAGCUGGAGCGAGAAACUGUUGGUUGUUUCUUUGCACUCCAUGAUAGAAGAUUACCACCAUAGAACACGACAUAGC